Molecule: messenger RNA, 717 nt
Organism: Otolemur garnettii (small-eared galago)
Lineage: Eukaryota; Metazoa; Chordata; Mammalia; Primates; Galagidae
Product: STE20/SPS1-related proline-alanine-rich protein kinase
Exons: 8
Coding region: 72-542 (156 amino acids)
Molecular function (GO): ATP binding; protein serine/threonine kinase activity
Source: RefSeq, a predicted model, not a curated record
GAAGAGUUCCUGGGUCAAGCGGUCACCUUCAUAAAACUGAAGACGGUGACUGGGAGUGGAGUGACGAUGAGAUGGACGAAAAAAGUGAAGAAGGGAAAGCUGCUUUUUCGCAAGAAAAGUCACGAAGAGUAAAAGAAGAAAAUCCAGAGAUCGCCGUGAACGCCAGCAGUAUCCCCGAGCAAAUACAGUCCCUCUCUGUGCACGACUCUCAGGGCCAACCCAACGCUAGUGAAGACUACAGAGAAGCUUCUUGUGCCGUGAACCUCGUUUUAAGAUUAAGAAACUCCAGAAAGGAACUUAAUGACAUACGAUUUGAGUUUACUCCAGGAAGAGAUACAGCAGAUGGUGUAUCUCAGGAGCUCUUCUCUGCUGGCUUGGUUGAUGGACAUGAUGUAGUUAUAGUGGCUGCUAAUUUACAGAAGAUUGUAGAUGAUCCCAAAGCUUUAAAAACACUGACAUUUAAGUUGGCUUCUGGCUGUGAUGGGUCGGAGAUUCCUGACGAAGUGAAGCUGAUUGGGUUUGCUCAACUGAGUGUCAGCUGAUGUAGGUCCCCUGCUGUCACCCCAUCUGUCGUGCCCCACCCCUGUCCCCUCAACUCUCCCUCUCCCUGCCCACUUCCUCCCACCCCCUCACUCCCAGUUCCCAGCAAAAUCAGAAGAUUGUGAAGAGGCCGGCUUCGACAAAAUGGGAUAAAAAAUAAUUUUCUAAAACUUACAA